Messenger RNA from Pieris macdunnoughi, 819 nucleotides. The record is from the annotation of a GenBank genome assembly. NCBI's taxonomy places the organism in Eukaryota, Metazoa, Arthropoda, Insecta, Lepidoptera, Pieridae.
AUGGCGAGAAGGGAAAUUUUCAUCUGCAUCGCUUUUGCUGCGCUGGUAUUGGCCAACGAGGUCGAAGACGCAGAGCAAAAGAAGAGAGGCGCUGGUAAAGCGAACGUCCUAAAUUCUAUUCCAACGGGAGCGCAAAAGCCCGAAUACACGUAUAGCAUUUAUCCCCAAAACCCUCAACCGGCAUAUCAAAACCAAGCUUCUAACACGUUCUAUCCUAAUCAGCCAAGUCAGUAUUACACUAAUUCCGAGGCCUCUCAACCGCAUCAAGCAACUGUUCCACAGACAUCACAAUUUGUGCCGAUAAACUUCGUACCAAAUGGUGGUUAUCAACAGAAGUAUAUCGUUCAACAAAAGCCGGGUAAUGUAGUAACUGUCCUCCAACCUACCCCUUAUCCUGCUCAAGCAAUUCUGCAAUAUCCUCAAGCAAUGCUCGCGAAUCCCUCAAAUCACAUCUCUCCGCAUGCCCCGAUCUUUAACACCCCACACGGUCACUUCAACUUUCCUCAAUAUCCGUUGCCUUCAUUUGGGAACCCGUUUUUAGGUCAUCCGUCUAUGUUAGUCUUUCCUCAAAUCGGCCAAUAUAGUAAUCUAGGAUUGACAAGUCCAUCUCAUGGAGUCUUUUACCAGCCCCAAGCGAAACCAAAUUAUUCAACUCAGCCAGCAACUGGCGGUUCGCCGAAUGAGUACGAAAAAUUGAAUUCACAUCAAUCCGCUGCGCCUAAAGAAGACAGUGACGUCCAAACCGAUUAUAUUGCUUCUGACUCCAAUAAUGUAUUUAAAAACUCAUAUAAUACGCGCAAUACAUAUACCAAAAUAUAA